Messenger RNA from Pseudoliparis swirei, 1884 nucleotides. RefSeq names its product origin recognition complex, subunit 5 (gene orc5). Gene Ontology annotation, biological process: DNA replication initiation; DNA replication. Bases 332 to 1669 code for a protein of 445 amino acids. Gene Ontology annotation, cellular component: nuclear origin of replication recognition complex; nucleus. Gene Ontology annotation, molecular function: DNA replication origin binding. The record is from RefSeq and is a predicted model, not a curated record. The transcript has 14 exons. NCBI's taxonomy places the organism in Eukaryota, Metazoa, Chordata, Actinopteri, Perciformes, Liparidae.
GCGACAAACUACAUUACCCAUGAUCCUUUGUGUUACUUGUGAUUGGCCGGUAAACGGAUGCCGUCAUUUGACGUAAUCUGAAGGCGCGCGCCAAACUCCCGUGAGUGUCCUCGGCCGUUUAUUCGCGUUUUUAGCUUUUGAAAACUUGGCUUUUCACCUCGUUUUAGGUUUAAUACACACUUAAUUAUUAUCCAUAUGUAUGUCCAAAGAAUCCUGUCGUGUUUACAGCGAGUAGCUUCCGACGAUAUUCGUUGUUUUUGCGUGUUAUACCGAAAACCGUUGACAGCGUAACAACUUCCGCGGUGCUGAGGCUGGCUGAACGGGGAUCGGGAUGUCGUCGCUGGUCCAGCAUCCAGGACACGAGGAGGAGAGGCUGCAGCGGGUCUCAGAUCAGCUGCCCUGCAGGGAGGUGCAGGCCGGCACGCUGCUGUCGCUCAUGGGCCAGCCACACCAGUACAGCUACCCCUCAAUCUUCAUCUACGGUCAUCGGUCUUCCGGGAAGAGUCAUGUGAUGCAUGUUUUGCUGAAGGAACUCGAGCUGCCUCACGCCCCGGUCAGCUGUGUCGAAUGUGUUUCUGUCGCGUUGCUGUUUGAACAAGUCCUGCUGUCCUUCUUCGGCGCCGACGCCGCCUCGCUGCUCCCCCGCAGCCCCUCCCUCUCUGACUUCGUUCGCGUCUACAGAAACCAGUGCUCCCAGCGUCCUGCCGAGCAGACGCGAUACAUUGUGAUGGAAAAAGCCGAGCUCCUGAGAGACGCCGACGCCAACCUCCUACCCGCUCUCCUGCGUCUUCAGGAACUGGUUGAAGACAACGUCACCGUCAUCCUGCUCAGUGAAAUCGUCUGGGACAAGUUCAGACCAAACACCGGCUGCUUCGAGCCCCUUCUGCUCCAUUUCCCAGACUACAGUAAAGGUGAGCUGCAGCAGAUUUUGUCCCACGACCGACAUCCUUCAUAUUCGGCUGAGUUCUACUCGUCCUACAUCAACAUCCUGCUGGGAGUCUUUUACUCUGUCUGUCGGGACCUCAGAGAGCUGCGCCACCUGGCCGCCCUCAACUUUUCAAAGUUCUGCGAGCCGGUAGUGGAAGGCAAAGUGAAAGAGACCGACACACACAAGCUGUGGAGAAACGUGGAGCCUCACCUGAAGAAAGCCAUGCAGACCGUUUACCUGCGAGAAGUCUCCAGUCUUCAGUGGGAGCAGAUGCAGCAAAUGGAGGAGAAGGAGAGUGGAGCCGUGAGAGGUUUAUCUGCUCACACUCAUGUCGAACUGCCUUAUUACUCCAAGUUCCUGUUGAUUGCCGCCUACCUGGCGUCCUACAACCCGGCUCGCACCGAUAAGCGCUUCUUUGUAAAGCACCACGGUAAAAUAAGAAAAACAAACUUCCUGAAGAAAAAUGAGAAGACGAGUAACCAUCUCCUGGGCCCGAAGCCGUUCCCUCUGGACCGCCUGCUCGCCAUUUUCUACAGCGUGGUGGACAGCAGGGUCGCCCCCACCGCCAGCAUCUUCUCCCAGAUCUCCUCUCUGGUGACCUUACAGCUGUUGACUCAGAUCAGCCAUGACGACCAGCUCGACGCCCCCAAGUACAAAUGUGCCGUUUCCAUGGACUUCAUCUGUGCCAUCUCCAGGACGGUGAAUUUUGAGAUCGUCAAUUAUCUUUAUGACUUCCUGUAAAACUGCUGAGAAUAAAGGAGAGAAGGCACACGGUGAGCAGCAACACAAAGGAGGAUUUAUACACAAAUUCAGACCGCUGUUGGAUUAUUUCUGUAAUCCAAUUAUGUCGCUGCCCCCUUGUGGUUGCUGAAAGAGUUUCUUUUGUCUCCUCUUAUGACAGAUAUUAGAUAUUUGCUUUUGUAUCAAAUAAAUGCCAUAUUGGCAAUUUCACAUUA